AGCACAAAAUUGGAGCUGGACCUUGGUUCCAAUUUCACUAGGUUGGAACUAGAAGGUCAGUAUGGAAGGAACAUGCUGGUUCUACUAACAGAAAGGAUGGUUUUGUCAAUCGACUUACUCAUUGAAAAUCGAGAACAAGCGGGAGUGUCAAAAACUAAUCCAUACCUGUUUGCACGGACUGAAGGUCCAUCGUUCAUCAGAGGAUUGGAUUGUUUCCGAAGGGCUGCGAUGGAAUGUGGAGUUAAAAACCCAGAAGCACUUCUCUCCUCAUCAUUAAGAGAGCAAAUUGCCAGCUACUGGCAGCUAAUGAGCCUAAGUGAGCAUGAAUUGGACCAAGUAGCUAAGCUAGUGGGACAGAGCAGCCAAGAGUGUUACAAUCUCUCAAAAAAUGCAUCACAGCUGGAGGAAGUGAGCAAACAAUUGCUCAAGAUGGAUCGCACACUGCCAUCAAGUCCACCCCUCACGGCAAAGGAUGGCACUGUACAGAAGGGUGCUUUAAAGAGAAGACCAUGGAGUGAGAAGGAACAAGCUGCAGUGAAGCGUUAUUUGAGUGAAUUUAUCACAAGUAUGAAGGUCCCAGGCAAAAAAGAGUGCAAUGCUUGCAUAGCUGCUGAACCAGAUCUUUGUGGAAGAUCUUGGACAGAUGUCAAAAACUAUGUACACAACACACUACAGACAAUACGGAGGAGGAAUAACCAACAGAGGUCUGAAGGGAAUGUAAACAUUUUGAAUCCAAAGAGUCCUAAAGCUGGAGUCCAAACCACAAAGAAAGAUUUGGAAGAUGCAAACGUUGUCUGUAGUCUGACAACAGUGCAUCCAGAUCACCUGACAGAAAGUUCAAAUUGUUGUAUGACAAUGGCACCACCAACAAACUUGAGAGAAUCAACACCAUUCCCCCAAGAGAUGGCUUCAACUUAUGCAUCCUUGUGUUCCACUAGUUCAAAUAUGGUCCAUACAAGUCAGCCAUUGAUUUCUACUUUCACACCAUUGAAUGCUACUGAUACACAAGUGGUUCCUACAUUUACUCCACACAACACUACAAAUGCACUAAUGCCUCCUGCAUACACUUCAGAGAACAACCAAAUUCUUCCAAUGUCUCCUUCGUAUACACAGAAUGCUGUAACUAUGCCACCCCCUUCUGUGUAUACACCACAGGAUACUACAAGUUCAACAAUGAUUCCUACUUUUAGUCCGCUGAAUGCUCCAAGUACCUCAAUGGUUCCUACAUUUACCACAUUAAAUACUCCAAGUGCUCCAAUGGUCCCUGCAUUCUCUCCACUAAAUGACAGAAGUAGGCCUAUCGUUUCUUCAUUCACACCUCUGAACCAUUCAAGUACACCAGCUUACCCCACAAGCUCACCCAGGGCCCCUACAACCGCACAGGUUGUCCCAACAAUCCAUGGACCCAGUGUUCCCGACAGAGCACCAGUGGGACAGGAUGGUGCACCCAUGUCCACUCCAGGAAGACAAGUCACUCCUGCUGUCAAGCCUCAAAAGAGAAACAAGAGGUUGUGGAGUGAGGAGGAACAGGCAGCGGUCAGGCGUCAGCUUGGAGACUUCUGUAAACUGGUGAAAGUGCCGGGCAAAAAGGAUUGUGAUGCAUGUUUAGCUGCUGAACCUGCCUUGAAUAGCAGGACAUGGAGGGAAGUCAAGUAUUUUGUACAUAACUCAAUUCAGUCAAUGAAAAGAAGAGGGCACGCGGUUGCCUCCAAACAAAGUGGAGGACAAGAACCAGAGACUCAUAAUUCAAGCACGGAUUGGGAUGGUCCCGUUUAUUUGUCCCUGUAAAUAUUUGUAAUGGACAUGCUCGAAAACAGUUAGUGCGCAAUGAGACUUUGGAGGUGUGUGAGGACUGUGGCUUUAACCCCAUAUUAUUUGGGGCUUAAAAAUUCGGCAGAUGUGAAUUGUUGUGAAAUGUACUGUCAGUGAAUCUUGGUCUCCGUAGUCAUACAGAUCAUGACAACGUUUACAGACUGCCCUGCCAUUCUUUAAACCACACAUUUUAAAAAGAUCAUAAAGUAUUCUGAAAUAAGUCCACCAGACCAAGCUAUUGGUGUACUGUUGCAUGAAUAUACACUAAAUGGGUGGAACUAAGGAUGUUUGUACUGUAACUUUGGCUCAGAAAAAGCAGAUAUUAAUGUUUAAUAUGAUUAUACGUAUGUAACACAGUCAAUUAUAUAACUGUCAGUUUGUCGGAUCAUCACAGGUUAUCUCUAGGAAGUGCUCUAAUUUAGAUAUGUGAUCAUUUAGUAAACGUGAUCCUCAUUUUGCCAGGAUUUGCAACCUGCCACCAGUCAUUGGCUGUGGGCUGUGGCAAAUAGCCGCUGUGGCACCCAAACACGCUUUCACAUUUUUAGACACAAUGUUAAUGUAAAUGGUGAAAGCAGUGGCUGAAUUGUUUGGGGCAACCUUGAACAGGUUUUCCCACCCUGCACUGAGCAAAGGUAGCCUCAGUGACUGUACAUUUCCAGAGGGAUUUUUAAUCUUCUUUACUUCAAAAUGUACUUAGACAUCAAUCUUUCUGCCUGCACUGUUUUCAGUAGCAUUUUUAAGAAUUUUGAUGAUCAAAAACUUACCAGCAAAUAUUUGCAGCCAAUCCCUCCAACAUGAUAGAUGUACAUUGACUUGCUUUACAUAAUUCCUGAAUGCCUGACCCAAGUGUACUAUAUUCUUGCUUUAGCCAGUAGCCUAAAUUGUAGAUGGCCCCUGAUAGCCUGCAGCAGUAAUGGCAUACCUUCAUUGUGGAUGUUAGAGAAUUAGGAGCACUUAAAUAUUAAAAACUUUUGUUUUUCUUUGAAGAUCCUGUUGCUAAAUGUCUGUUAUUUUCAUUUAUAUGUGUUUUAUUUUCUUUUUCAUGUGUAUUAAUAAGCUGCAGAAAGGUUUGGUUGUAUUUUUGUAUCACUAUACAGCAACUGUAUAGAAAAAUUUUAGUACUUUAUUGUAUUUGAUGUACUCUAAUUUGAGGUAAAAUACACUGCAUUGGUCUCAUUUGUUUAACUUAGUUUUAAGCUUUUAUUAUCAGUAUGAUUAUGACAUUAAUAUCCAGUUGCCAAGAUCAGAUUGCCUUAUUAUUUUGAAUAUUAGGUUGAUGAGUUAUUUCUAUUCAUGUUGAUUCUAACACAACAUAGCAAGUACAAUCUUGAUACUUGUUGUGUGUUGUUAAUCAUGUUUAAAUCACUACCUGGGCUGUUGCACCACAGUGUUGGAUUAUUUAAAAACAUUUUUGCAGAAGUGAAGCAUUAUUACACUAACAAAAUUUUUUAAAAACAUUAAAAAUAGAAAUGACAUCCUUUAGCCCUUUUGAAUAUAAAGGGCUGGAUACAGAAUGGUGCAAUCUUGAAUAUACCACACAUUAGAUAGUGGAUGAAAUGAUUAAUUCCUUCCCUGUAAUAUAAGAAAAAAAAUCUGAUUUUCCUAAUAUUAUCACCGAUGACUAAAAGAAAUUAGACAUUUAAUUUUAAGUGGAAUUUAGUUUAUAUCUUUUACCUACAAACCUUGUUGAAGGUUUAAAACAGAAAAUUGAACACAGGUUCGGGCUUUUGUCACUACAGUGUUUAUUUUACACUAGAUAUUCAGCAAGAGCUGUGAACAAUGUGUUCUGUUAGGUCAAUUGACUUUGUAGUUGUCUUUGUUUAAACACAUAAAAAGAAAAUUGCAAUCUACAGUUUAUUUUCUUUGUGGUCAAAAGGAGCAGAAGUUAUGGUCAAAGAGUAUCAGACAGCACUGCUGCUAUUUGUCAGGGACAAAAGCUUUUGUGUUAUUUGCCUCAGUAGAAGCUGUAGAGUAAACAGUGUUCACCCUUUCAUACCAAAUGCAUUAGUGCAGACCUGGGUCACUUCACCCAUUUCAGCCAUUCACACCAAUGUUUUUUCUUAUGUUGUUGCCUCAGUGUGAAUGGGGUAUAUCUGUGUUGCAGUAUAUACAUUAGUUACAGCUGUAGCUGAGGUGCAGCUGCAUCUGGAUAAGAACUGUGUGGAAGUUCGGCAAAUGAGACGAGAGCGUUGAGACACUACCAUUGCUGUUUGAUGUUGCAAAGCAAAGUUUUUUUUUUUCUUUUAUAGUAGAUAGCUUUCUUUCAUCAUUCUUGUAUACACAGUGCGUGUUACUCUUCAUCCUGUUGUAAUUAUGUUGCCUUCAGUUAAUGCUUCUUAUUAAGUAUUGUAAGGAACUUAUAACUUCUGCUUGUACAAUAAAAUGCU
Seriola dumerili (greater amberjack) is the source of this 4199-nucleotide messenger RNA. RefSeq lists its product as uncharacterized. The record is from RefSeq and is a predicted model, not a curated record. Bases 73 to 1788 code for a protein of 571 amino acids. The transcript is spliced from 2 exons. Lineage: Eukaryota; Metazoa; Chordata; Actinopteri; Carangiformes; Carangidae.